This is a messenger RNA of Closterium sp. Yama58-4, 450 nucleotides long. Lineage: Eukaryota; Viridiplantae; Streptophyta; Zygnematophyceae; Desmidiales; Closteriaceae. The record is from the annotation of a GenBank genome assembly.
AUGCUCACGCACGUGAUUCUAGUUGACCACUGCACGCACACACAGGGCUUUUUUCUCAACUUCGCCAGUGCACGCACGUGCACGCCUUCUUCCUCUUCCCUUCACUCUUCCCUUCACUCUUCCCUUCCCUUCCCUUCUUCCCUUCCCUCUUCCCUUCCCUCCCUUUCCCUCUUCCCUCUUCCCUUCCCUCUUCCCUCUUCCCUUCACUCUUCCCUUCCCUCUUCCCUCUUCCCUUCCCUCUUCCCUCUUCCCUUCCCUCUUCCCUCUUCCCUUCCCUCUUCCCUCUUCCCUUCCCUCUUCCCUUCCCUCUUCCCUCUUCCCUUCCCUCUUCCCUCUUCCCUUCCCUCUUCCCUUCCCUCUUCCCUUUCCUCUUCCCUCUUCCCUCUUCCCUUUCCUCUUCCCUCUUCCCUCUUCCCGCUUCCCAUUCCGUCUUAUCUCUUCGCCCUUUAA